Ceraceosorus guamensis is the source of this 3638-nucleotide messenger RNA. RefSeq names its product cora-domain-containing protein. Gene Ontology annotation, molecular function: magnesium ion transmembrane transporter activity. Bases 353 to 3430 code for a protein of 1025 amino acids. The record is from RefSeq and is a predicted model, not a curated record. The transcript is spliced from 3 exons. Gene Ontology annotation, cellular component: plasma membrane. Gene Ontology annotation, biological process: intracellular magnesium ion homeostasis; magnesium ion transmembrane transport. Lineage: Eukaryota; Fungi; Basidiomycota; Exobasidiomycetes; Ceraceosorales; Ceraceosoraceae.
AGCUCAACGAGCGCCUAAUUUUGUCUUUCGCCAGGAAGGCCGAGAUGAAGGAAAAGCCACAUGCGCAAGCAAACCCUGCCUGCUGCUGCCGCUUGUGUGCUGAGAUCUACUCACUGCGCCCACUUGACUUUUGCUUCUUCCUCAUCAGCCCUGGCUCACAACUCGAUCGACCCCUGACUCGAACUCUCAACCAAGGCAGCCAUACCUGCAGUUCAGAUUGGCAAGUCCCCGUCGCGCCACACGAGCCGACCACUCCCAUUGCUUGCGACCGGUCUCUCCCACCGCGACCGCAUUCCGCUACGGCCAAAGACUCAAACAAGCGAAAGGCCCUUGAGGCACAUCUCCCGCCGUCAUGGCCUCUCCUGGUCGAGCUGUCUCUCCACCGCCGGACGGGUCUCACGCUUUGGCGGACGCUAGUGGCAUUGACGUGGCGCCCCGCACUUCCCACGAGUCUGCCAUAGCAGGUCAGGGCCUGCGCGCAGGUGGACACCGAACCUCCUCGGCAGCCGCUCAGCAGAUGGAGCAAGAUCUCGAUGCCGCAAGGCAAAUGUCCAGAGCUCGAGCAGGCAGCAAUGCAGGUGCUCAUCACUCGCCGCUAUCACCAAGAGUUCAGAUACCUUACGGCACCCGCCGACCUUCUCACACGGAGUUACCCGAGCCCGCUCUGGAGGUGGACACCCAGUUGGACCCAUCGCGUCUUCAUCACAGCACCUCGCCGCAUCGAGCUUACACGUUUGCCACCGGAACCUCUCCUGCUGCUUACAGACAACAUCAAGAGCAACGAGAAGCUGCUGCAGCUGCUGCUCAUUUUUACCAGCAACGUAGGCAUGGCUCAAACACUUCGCUCGACUCGGCGAAUCACUUCAUCGACCAUCGCUCGAAUCAAGCUUUUGGUCCUCAUGCUGGCUCGUACGUAGCCAGUCCCUCGCGUCUACAAGCAACUGGAAGCCUUGCCUUUGGAGGCAGCGGCUCCAGGACAUUUGCUAGAUCCGGACUUCGCAGCCCAUCUGGCCUUCGAGCGCAAGACGAGUCCGCUCUCGUCGAUACCGAGGGACCGCCUGUAGCCGGACUUUCGCCAACAGAUGUGCGAGGUGAUCAUGGAGUCAGCACGCCUCAUACCAUGUCGCGCAGACCCAGCGCACUUGAGGAUGACGUCUGCUUCCCGCUCAACGCUCACACCGCCGAAGGGCAGGAUCUCUUGCGCGACGGGAGCGCUGCGACCCCGCGUCAUGCUCUUGGCCCUCACUCGCACGCACCUGGAAUGGCUGAGAAUGAAGAAGACCUGCACUGCGAGCCUCACGACGACCAGCGCCUACCUCCAGGGUAUCCCUUCAACUUUGACUUGUCUGCCCUAGAAGACUUUGCUAGGGAGGAGCGCGAGCGCUUGACGACUGGCGCAGCCCCUCCAGUAACCUUUGGCACAGGCCUGCGCAAUCGGCACGCUGCUAUGCGCUCCCAAAGCGGAGCAGACAACUAUGGUAGCACAGCAUACGGCGCGAGCCCGGACUCUGACGAUGCAACGUUCUACAGCCGCCGACCUCGGCGCUUCGUACCAGCGGACGCCGCCGCAGCACAAGGCAAAGGUGGUCCCGAGACUGCAGCUGGCGGAAGCAAGUAUCAGCGCAAGCUCGCACUGUUCGAGGGGUCGGCAACGUCUCCACCUCCCCCUGCUGUAGGUGGCCGAGCAACGACAGUGAGCGGUGCUGCGAACAUCAUGGGGUCGGGCGCUCUGAUGACGGAAGAUGCCAUUCGGGCACGGCAGGCGAAUCAGACACAGGAUGCAAAGACGCCUUUGCUCGGCGAUCCGCCCGUUCCUUCAUACACAUCCGCUUACGACAUUUCACCGAACGGAGACGGCCCUGAUGGGGAUGGGCCUCCAAAGUUGCCACGCUCACAAAGCAUGGGCGCCAACUUCGAUCAUGGACAUGGUCGAGGUGCAUUGAGCGCUGCUCAGCGUCGGCGUAGCGGCGCAGGGUUCGGAUCCCGCUCGACCGCAGAGAAGCCGUACCGCUUUACCUUCUACUCCAACGCUCUCCCAUCCACCAUUCAUGCCCGCCAUUUGGCUGAGCUCCCUGCUCCUGGACAAACCUUCGAAGAGCUCUUUAGCGGCAUCAGCCCUGCUUCAGACAGCGAAGGUGUCACAAGGAACCAGACUCCGGCUGAAGGAGAUGAUGUCGGCAUGAACGGUGGCGCGAACGCUUCCGCCACGGGCACCGGCAGCAGCAAGCUGGACAUUAACGGCAAAGAUGCCAGGCCUUUGCGGCAGACAUCCGUGCUUGCCGCUCAGCUUGGCAGAAUGGAAGGUGGCACACAGCCGCCCACGGGCCGCAACACUCCAGAGCUGAGCGCCGGUCCCUUGCCCGCAGCUCCAUUGAGUGCGGGCAAUCAAAGCACUUUUCAACGAGUCCCGACCAUGACUAGCGCCGCUCGCAAUUCCCAGGCAAUGUUGCCUGCGAGGGUCGCGCCGGGUGGUGGGAUUAGGAUGGACCAGGACCCGGAAGCGAACACCUGGUGGUUAGACGUGCUAUGCCCAACGGACCAAGAAAUGAAACUGCUCAGUCGGGUGUUUGGUAUUCAUCCAUUGACAACAGAAGAUAUUCUCAUGGAAGAAACGCGCGAAAAGAUUGAGCUCUUCAGGAACUACUACCUCGUCUGCUUCCGCUCCUUCGAUCAGGAUCCAUACAGUCCGACGUACCUGGAGCCACUGAACAUGUACAUCAUUGUGUUCAGAGAGGGCACGUUAUCAUUCCACUUCAGGGCCACGCCUCACCCGCAAAAUGUUCGCAGACGCAUCAAGCAACUCAAGGACUACAUCAACGUCACGUCGGAUUGGAUCAGCUAUGCCCUCAUCGACGACAUCACGGACGCGUUCGGCCCCCUCAUCCAGUCCAUCGAGUACGAAGUGGACAGCAUCGACGAGCUUGUGCUCAUUCUCAAGGAAGCCGAGCAGUCUGAUAUGCUCCGGAGAAUCGGCACCUGCCGCAAGAAAGUCAUGGGUCUCUUACGCCUCAUGGGCAACAAGGCGGACGUCGUGAAAGGGCUUGCCAAACGUUGCAACGAAAACUGGUCCGUCGCGCCCAAGAGCGACAUUGGAUUGUACCUCUCCGACAUUCAAGACCAUUUGAUCACCAUGACCCAGAAUUUGAACCACUACGAAAAGAUUCUUUCGAGAAGUCACUCCAAUUACUUGGCACAGAUCUCCAUCGAGAUGACCGACGCCAACAAUCAGAUCAACGACGUCCUGAGCAAGUUGACGGCGCUCGGUACCGUAAUUGUGCCAAUGAACAUCAUCACGGGUUUGUGGGGUAUGAACGUGAACGUGCCUGGUCAGGAUCAAGGAACGCUGGCUUGGUUCUUUGGUAUCAUUGGAGUCAUGGUCUUCCUCGCCGUCGUUGGUUACAUGGCCACCAUCCGCUUCAUCUCCAAAUAGAGCUCCGACUUGCACAUCGACGGACCUGCGCCACACACAUCUCUACACAUGUUUCGUUUUCGCUCUUAUUAUACACGCAAGACGCGUUUCAUUAUUCGAUUAUCUUAUGGUCUCUUUUUCAUUUCGCUUGCCUGGUCUCCUCCUCUCAUGCUUGUUCGACUUUUGAAUCGACACCUCCUCUCAUCCAUGCAUGCUAUUGUCAAUAGGC